GUCAAGCAGCUCCUGUUGCAGCAGCUCAACCAAUGGUGGACCUUCUCAGGAAGCAGUACCCCACGGCCAAGGAGCAAAACGACCAGACCCGCAUGGAUGAGAUCCUCGCAGCUUGCCCCGAGGCAAAGCCAGCUGAACCAGUCGCAGCACCAGAGUCAUCAACAGGACAGAAACUCCAAGAGGCCGUCGCGGAGCUCAACCGUCUCCAGAAGCACCAAGGCAAGCUGGCCAAACAGCUCAAGCGUGCUACCGAGUACCGCAAUGACGUGCUCCAGAGGAUCAGCACCAACGUAUCCGAGCUGGCCGACGCGAAGAAGCACUUCCAAGAGGCCAAAGCUGAUGUCGGAGGAGAUGCAGCUGAAGCACAGCCAGCCAAGAAACAGGACGACGCGGAGGAGGAGUUCCCGACCUUGGACGACGAGGAGUUGGCCAUGCUGGACAGCAAGCAGAAAGAGGAGUAUGAGGCAAUCCAGAAAGAAUUCCAGAAGGCCAGGCAAUACAUCGACGGCAAGAAGACAGCAGUCAUCAACGCGACGAAGGCGCUCGACGCGGCUAAGACCAUCAAGACCAAGGUGGAGCUCGCCAACCAGUUCGACCUCUCAGAUGACGCCCAGGUCCAGGCCUACCUCGCGAAGCUGGCCCAGAUCAAGAGCAGGACGAAGGUCAUGGUCGCUACGCGGCAGGGUUCGCAAGGUGCUGGCAUCCAGUUCCAGACCGAAGGCAAGAACCAGCAGACCAAUUCAGACGAUGCGAAGCCCACCGUCACCAUCUUCGUGGCCAACGUUACGCAGUACAACACGGCCGCCAAAUUUUUCAUCGAGGGCAAGAGCAAGCAGUACGACAUCACCGCGCUGAGCGAGCACCACCUACGUGGACCAGCAGCAGAGAUCGAGGGCCACAGCAUUUUCGCCAAGGAUAUCCAGGAUAUCACCAUGGUGAAGUGGCAGCUCAAAGGACAGCAGAUAGCAGUGAUCACGGCCUACCUCACAGCAUCCAUCGGCUUCACGGGUGAGAAUAUCCGUAAGAUGAAGCACUUACUUCAGCUGACAAAGAGUUUGGGCAACAUACCUUGGAUAAUUUGUGGAGACUUCAACAAUACACCACAAGAGUUUGAAGCGGCGCCUUGGCUAAGACUGCUUGGUGGAUCAAUUGUGGUACCUCAGCGCGUUAGCUACGCGUGCAGCAGUGGAACGGGGCGCCUCAUCGACUCUGCCAUCAUCCCUCCAGACUUUCGGCCGAUACUCAAGCAGAUCCGUGGCGAGCAUGAGGUACCAUGGUCCCCGCACAUCGGCAUCGUUAUAGAGCUAUGGGCCCAGCCGUCGACGAUCCUUAUCCGCAAGCCCAUGCUCCCAGCCAAGCGCCCCAUACCCAUGACGGAAAUCCAAAGAGAGAAAGGUAUCAAGCGGCAACAGCGCGACCGCGCCCAGUACAACGAAAUGGCCAAGUACUUUGAAGACGACCUCUUGGACAGCAAGCUCCUGGACACGUACUACACGCAGACUGUGGCCAUGCGAUGCGACCAGAAUAUCUGGGACGAGUGCCGAGACGAGGAGGCAUCUUGCCGAAUCCGAGGCGCGCCGUUGUGGGUGCAGAAUUCGCUAGCGUACAAGCAGGACCCGCGCAUGAGUGAGUUGCUGGGUAAGUUGUAUGGCAAGUGGGCGAAUGCGGCGGAGCGGGCACUCUCGACCAUCACGGAGGCACCGAUCCACUCACGAGCGAGACGUGGACAGCCAACACGCUACAAGGAAGUACCCUACCCGCAGCACAUCGCAGGCAAGCCGGAAGGUAACACUAAAGCGGACGAGCAGCAGCACACCAGCAUCCUCUGGACGGCGCUCUAUCAGCGUUGCCGAGACGGCGUUCUGCUCCUCCAAAGGCACCCGAUAGAGAGCAAGCACCACUUGGACGCCAUCAGCCUCAUCAUCAAGACUGUAGUCACGCAGAUCGACAAGCUUGAAAAGACCAAAGUAGCGGAGACCGACUACCUGGAUGAGCAGGCGGCCCUUUUCGCCAAACGCGUCAGCUCCCUCGGCCACGACAUCGACCCCGACACGCACAUGGAGAAUAUCACCGAGUGGCAG
This is a messenger RNA of Prorocentrum cordatum, 2081 nucleotides long. The record is from the annotation of a GenBank genome assembly. Lineage: Eukaryota; Dinophyceae; Prorocentrales; Prorocentraceae.